Molecule: messenger RNA, 2078 nt
Organism: Lytechinus variegatus (green sea urchin)
Lineage: Eukaryota; Metazoa; Echinodermata; Echinoidea; Temnopleuroida; Toxopneustidae
Product: AP-3 complex subunit sigma-1-like
Exons: 7
Coding region: 82-645 (187 amino acids)
Biological process (GO): intracellular protein transport; Golgi to vacuole transport
Cellular component (GO): AP-3 adaptor complex; intracellular membrane-bounded organelle; membrane coat
Source: RefSeq, a predicted model, not a curated record
AGCGUUGGCGCGCGAGGGCUGUGUUAAUCGAUUGUCCACCCAUCUGUCGUUGACGUUCAAUGUAAUCUGACAAUUUUCAAGAUGAUAAAAGCAAUUUUAGUCUUCAAUAACCACGGAAAGCCCCGGCUCGCCAAAUUCUACACCCACUAUCACGAGGAUGAACAACAGCAGAUUGUACGAGAAACUUUCCAUUUGGUCUCCAAACGAGAUGAGAAUGUGUGCAAUUUUCUGGAAGGUGGAAUGAUUGUUGGCAAUGAAGAUUUCAAACUCGUAUACAGACAUUAUGCUACAUUGUACUUUGUUUUCUGUGUGGACUCAUCAGAAAGUGAACUUGGCAUCUUAGAUUUAAUACAAGUAUUUGUAGAGACAUUAGACAAGUGCUUUGAAAAUGUUUGUGAGCUGGAUUUAAUAUUCCAUGUUGAUAAGGUUCAUCAUAUUUUAGGAGAGCUGGUUAUGGGAGGAAUGGUUCUAGAAACAAAUAUGACAGAAAUACUCACAAGGAUAGAGGAACAAAAUAAAUUAGAAAAACAAGAGGCUGGUCUUUCAGCAGCACCAGCCAGAGCAGCAGCUGCCGUCAAAAACAUGAACCUGCCUAACAUUCCAACACCCAACAUCAGCUUGCCCAAUCUUCCUUCAUUCAAGUGAUGUCUGCCUCUGUCACCUUCAUAUAAAACAAGAUAAUACUAUUUAUAUAGUGAUCACGGUCCAGGUCUUUUUAACCAGAAUUGUGUUUUAUAUGCAAUAAAAAAAAAGAGAAUGAACUCCCUAGCCUAUAUUUACGUUGUGUGUACACGUAAGCUGAAAAAUGGGUGAUGAGUAUUGUGAAAAUGCAAUUUGGAUAUGUUGAACACUAUAUCCAUUUUUUUCUCCACCUUUUAUUUGUAUGCUUCUUUGAUUUUCAUUCUUGUUCCUUAUUGAUUCAUUUAUUUGAUAGUAUAAUGCAGAGAGAUGAUUUCAGAGUUUUAGUUUCUUUAUAUAUUCAAAGAUAUGUACAUGGUACACAUUUACAUGUACAUGUGUGCUUUGUACUAUUAUUAUCAUUUUAGAAUGAGCCACAGAAUCACAUUUUGAAACUUUUUAUCAGAAAAUAUUUCAAUUCUGAUUAUCAAGAAAUUCCAUCACAAAACGAUAUAUUUAUAUUGAAUCUAAUUAUCAAGAAAAUUCCAUUGCAAAGCAAUACAUUUAAUUCAAACUUUAUGAAACCUUCCCUGGGGAGUAUUGUAAUCAACAGAAUGUGCUGAUCCAAUUUGGAAAGUACAUGCUUGUAUUAUGCAGAAUAAAUUCACUCAAUAUUUAUAUGAUAUCCUCACCCUCUGCUGCCCCCAAUAGUCUGGGUAUUUUAAUUUAUUACUCUGAUAGUACCAAGAUAAGAUUUUGAUAUAUACCUGUGACUUUUACCUGAUGCAUAUUUGUGGGGAAUAAUCCAACAAAUGAAGUAAGAUCAAUAUACAUUUGAAUAGAAAUGUGUAUAUAAAAUAUUUUGAAGUUAGUAUUCUUACUUUUUGGCUAGUAUUUACCUAAAUGGAAGAAGGUAGACACAGGAGUGACCCAGUAUUCAUGACCCAUUUUAUAAAAAAUAUAUCUGCUGAUUUUGUUUUGAUUUAAAGAGGCCAAUGUACAGUAUCCAAUUGAAUCAUUUUACACUUACUUUCUCUAGAGUAUUGACAAAUUUCCAUUGGUGGGUUAAGUUUAACAUCGGUUUUGUAGAUUUACAGAAAAUUGCACUUGAUUAUAAAGGUGGUCGCUUUUAGGAAAAGACAGCAAAUUUAUUAUUGUUGUUAUCCUUCAAUUUUUUUAAAGUAACCCAAAGUUUAUUUAAUUUGAUUUCAAUGAAUAUGGGUUGAAUCAUAGCAAGUGUAAAUGAUAUCAUUUGUGAAAUCACACAUUCAUUAUUUGACCAUUAUUUUGGUACAUGCUAAUCCGAGUAUACCUAUAAAUAUGAAUCUUCAUAAUACAUGCAGAAUGUGUUAAGUUUACCCACUAUUGUUAUUUUGGAUUAAAUGUAUUUUCACAAAUGAAUGACAGUAUGGCGCUUUUAUGAAGCAAUUUGUCAGUGAAGAUUCCUUGCAAACUAGAUA